Messenger RNA from Mobula hypostoma (lesser devil ray), 2658 nucleotides. RefSeq names its product zinc finger CCHC-type and RNA binding motif 1 (gene zcrb1). The transcript has 8 exons. Gene Ontology annotation, molecular function: RNA binding; zinc ion binding. Lineage: Eukaryota; Metazoa; Chordata; Chondrichthyes; Myliobatiformes; Myliobatidae. The record is from RefSeq and is a predicted model, not a curated record. Gene Ontology annotation, cellular component: U12-type spliceosomal complex. The coding region runs from base 145 to 810 and encodes 221 amino acids. Gene Ontology annotation, biological process: mRNA splicing, via spliceosome.
GGAAACUCAUAGCAACAUGGUGGCGGAGCAGUUCUGAUGUGUCUGGUGGCGCUGGCGAUGUGUGGAGUCAGUUAAUGUCGGAAGAGAGCCGAAGGACGUUGGGGAUCAGUUGCAAGUCAAGAAAGAAUUUCAAAUGAAAAGAAAAUGAGUGGGGGUCUGGCACCAAGCAAAAGCACAGUAUAUGUAUCAAAUUUGCCAUUUUCACUGACAAACAGUGAUUUGCACAAGAUUUUUUCCAAGUAUGGCACAGUUGUAAAGGUUACAGUAUUGAGGGACAAGGAUUCCAGGAAAAGUAAAGGUGUGGCAUUUGUCCUGUUCCUCGAUAGAGAAUCGGCACAUAACUGUACCAGGGCACUGAACAACAAGCAAUUGUUUGGUAGAACAGUGAAGGCGAGUAUUGCAGUUGACAAUGGCAGAGCAUCUGAAUUCAUCAGAAGGCGCAAUUAUACUGACAAAUCCAGAUGUUAUGAAUGUGGAGAAUAUGGUCAUUUGAGCUACGCUUGUCCAAAAAAUAUGCUUGGAGACCGAGAGCCCCCCAAAAAGAAAGAGAAGAAGAAAAAGAAAAAAAUCAAUGAACCGGAAGAAAUUGAAGAGGAAGAAGAGGAGGAAAGUGAAGAUGAGGGGGAAGAUCCUGCUCUUGAUAGCUUAAGCCAAGCUAUUGCUGUCCAGCAAGCAAAGAUUGAGGAAGAAGAACUUAGACGUAAACAGACAGCUGAUGAUGCAAAUGAAUGUUCAACAUCUGAACUGUCGAAGCGCCCACGGAUUAAAAAAAGUGCAUACUUCAGCGAUGAAGAGGAGCUGAGUGACUAGAUUGUUUUUCAACAUGUAUUUAAAUAGAGAAAGGACAUUUAAAUGGUCCAGGUUAAUUAAACUGGAAUUCAAGGUUUCAUAGAUGCUCGCAACCAUUACAGAUGGACUGACUAUUUUAAUACCUUUUGGAAUAUGUGAUUUUAUUUUUCGUUUUAAUGCUUCGGACAUUUAUAGUGGAAGGAUUAUUAUGAAGUUUACCAACAGCUUCCUUAUUGCAGCACUUCCCAGCACAUUUUUGCAUAUGGUACCCAAACUUUAAUAUUCCACUUUCAUGAGUUCAAUCUUAUUGUGAAGAUCACAAUCAUGGAAACCUUUGUUGCUGUCUAAUUCAAAAUCGUCGUGUAUUCCCUCAAAGAAAACACUUGACCAAAUUCUUCCUGUGUGAAUGAAAUACAGUUGGUUCAGAUGCACUAUUCUGACUUCAGACUAAAAGCUGGAAUGAAUUCAACGUUCAAAAUGGCAGUUGCUUAGACUUUUUUUUAAAAACUGCAGAAAAAUAUUUUUGCUCGAAGAUGGUAUAUUAGCCAAAGAUUUUGUUUGUUUCAUUGUCGAUAUACAAAUGGGAUGGUUAAAAGCAUCUUCAAAUAUACUUCUGAUAUAAAUUAUGUGAAUAGUUCAACUCUGGUGUGUAGUUGUUAUUAUUAACUCUAAUGUCUGAGCUUAUUAUAAAUUUUUAUUAAAAAUCCACAUGGUGAAUUCCAAAUCUCAAGGUUAUAGAAUGUUUUUCCUUUCUUUGCAGAUAGAUAUAUGUGUGUGUAUAUAUAUUGUCACAUACCCCUUGACAGGUUAAAGAACCAGCAGAAAUGGAAACCACUUUGGAGUCCAGUAUUGCUAGUAACUAAUGGUAUUUAUUAGUAACUACGCAAUACAGUAAUAUAAAUGCAGAUAUAUAAAACAGGUUAGCAAUGAAUAUGUAUAUAUAAGUGUGGAAAUAUAUGAAAAUCAAGCUUCUUCAAGUCUAGGGGUAAAUAGUCUUACGAUGAUGAGUAAAGUUCAGUUCAGUUCAUGGUAUUGAGUUGAGUAGUGACGGAGAGGGAGAAAGGGAGAGAUUUGAGUCUUCAGGUGAGCUGACGCCAUCGAUCUUCCCGUUGUCCUCCGAAUUCCUUUCGAAGUCACCGACUGUGACUACAACAAAGGGGACCAUUCUGUAGUGGAAUUAUCAACCCAGGCAAGGAUUGGACACACAAACAACUCCCCACCGGUCACUCCCUUUUCACACUGCGUGAGCCACUGAUCGAUCCUGUGGGCACAACGAAGCUCAUUCAGUGUCCAAAACCAUGUGUCUAUCCGGUUAUCAUCUGACCUUCUAUUUAUCUCACCGUGCUGAAUACCAACUUUCACUCAAACAGGUCCUCCCUUCUCUUGUCUGAAAGAAUUUCCAAGCAGGCAGCGUCCUUGUAGAAAUGUAAACAUGCUGUGAGCAGACUUCGCCUCUCUCCCUCUCUUAAAAACAAGAUGUCAGUGUUAAAUCUCGCUCUCACUUUUUUCAAAAGCACAGUUCAUAGGGGUAAUUCAGGACCCCGUCACAAUAUGCAUACAUAUAUACCACACACACACACACACACACACACACACACAUAUAUAUAAUCUCUCUCCCUCUCUAUCUAUCUGUAAAGCUUUGGACCUUUAAUUUUAACUAGAAUUGCAAAAGAAAGUUUAUUCUGUCUUGUUCUGGAAUGUAUAUGUAUUUGAUCUCCAUCGGUCAUUAAAUUCUAAUCUCUGUCUGAGAGCAAUUGAGUCUUAUAGUCUCAACUGUGGUGUUGAUUAACUGUGUAUUGACCUUGCACGCCCUCAUAAUAGGUUGCCUCUAAAAUUCCAGCUCUUAGCUGCAUAUUUUUUAUUUACUGU